Messenger RNA from Eublepharis macularius, 3295 nucleotides. RefSeq names its product major histocompatibility complex class I-related gene protein-like. Bases 46 to 1167 code for a protein of 373 amino acids. Lineage: Eukaryota; Metazoa; Chordata; Lepidosauria; Squamata; Eublepharidae. Gene Ontology annotation, biological process: immune response. The record is from RefSeq and is a predicted model, not a curated record. Gene Ontology annotation, cellular component: external side of plasma membrane. The transcript has 8 exons.
CCGGGGUCCUCUCGUCGCUCCCGGGCGUCUCCUGCCUCUUUCCCGAUGGGGCUGCUUUGGCGGGGUCUCUUCUUCCUGGGGGCAGUUGUUGUCCUCCUGGGGGGCUCUUCUGGCUCCUCCUCACACUUCCUGCACAAUCUCUACAUGGGGGUUUCAGAGCCCAGCCAGGGGCUGCCCCAGUUCAUGGCUGUGGGGUACGUGGACGGCCAGCUCUACUUGAAGUAUGACCCAGACACCAGGCGGGCUCUGCCUCAAGUCCCCUGGAUCGAGGAGAUUGAGAUGGCGGACCCCCACUACUGGGAGGGGCAAGCCCAGAUCGCCAGAAAUACGGAGCCAGUGUUCGAAGUGAACCUGGCCACAGUGCAGAGUCGCUACAACCAGAGCCACGAGGGGUUCCAUAUUCUGCAAGGGAUAGUCAGCUGUGAGCUCAGCCAGGACGGGCAGCCCAGAGGGGGGCGUUACCAGUAUGCCUACGAUGGGAAGGAUUUCUUGGCCUUUGACAAGGAGACCCUCACUUGGACAGCCUCCGUGCUGCAGGCCGAGAUCUCCAAGCGGAAGCUGGAGCCCGUCCUGGCCACCUCCCAGUACCUGAAGUCCUACCUGGAGGAGGAAUGCAUUGACUGGCUGCGGAAGCACCUGACAUAUGGGAAGAAGGUGCUGUUGAGGACAGAGCCCCCUGUGGUGAGAAUGACACGCCGGAGAGGGCCGGAUGGCCAGGAGACCCUCAUCUGCCGGGCCCUCGGCUUCUCCCCCAAAGAGAUCUACAUCACCUGGAAGAAGGACGGGGAAGCCUGGCAGGAGGACACAUCCACCAGGGGUGUCGCCCCCAACUCAGACGGGACCUACCACACCACGCUCAGCGUUGAAAUUGACCCCACGGAGAGGGGCCGCUUCCGGUGCCACGUGGACCACAGUGGUCUGGCAGAGCCUCUGGACUUGGCCUGGGAGGGGCCAGGAUUUCAGGAGUCAGAGAAAAGUUCUUCCAGAGGGUCGUGGCCGGGUCGAAUAAUGAUGCCAUUUUCCUCCUGCAGCCUUGAUAUCCAAUGUGGGGCUCGUUGUGGGGCUCCUUGUGGGGUUUCUUGUUGUCAUUCUGCUGGGAGUUGCACUUGGCUUCUACGCGAAAAAACGUCAUCCGGAGAAUUGCUAUGUUCCCACAGCCACAAAUGACCCGUUGCCUGACAACUCCUUUAGGGGUGGUGUGUGAACACAGAAUAAAGAAAGAUCUACCCAAGGGCUGCUAUGGAUUAAUUGCCCCCGGCUAAGAGCUUCUGCUGUGUUAACUCUUGUGUGUCAUCAGUACAUCUAAUGGUUCCAAAGUGCAGCUCAAAAAACUGCACAAUAAGGCCAUAUACAAAUAGGGGUUUUGUUGGCAGAGCCAGGAGAAACUGAAAAAGGAAGGGGAACUCCCAGAUUUCAAGAAAAAAAAAAUUAGACUUCGUUACAUAGCAAAUGAUGGAGCCAGCGACAGAGACGGAGGGCAGGAACAGUUCUGGCAGGAACAGAGAGGAGAGGAGAUGGCAGCGGCAGGAUCGAGCGUGUGAAGUUGCCUUACUCUGAACCAGAUUCCUGUUGCCUCAUGGUUUCUCUUGUCUACUCACACUGGCAGCAGCUCUCGAGGCUCUUAUUAUCGGGAGCGAGCAACAGCGUGAAUAUUGCUCCCACUCUGCAGUCACUACUAGCAGAAAAAAGUGAAGACUUGAAACAACGACUGAUGAAGGUUAAAAGAGAAAACGCCAAAGCAGGAUUACAAUGGAACAUCGAGAAGACAAAAGUAGUGACUAUUGAGGAAUUACUCAAUUUUAAAGCUGACAAUGAGGAAAUUGAAGUUGUUCAAGAUUUUCUAUUCCUUGGGUCAGUCAUCAACCAACAGGAAGACUGCAAUGAAGAAAUCAGAAGAUUGAGACUCGGAAGAGCAGCUGGGAGGGAGCUAGAGAAGAUCCUUAAAGAUAAAGAUGUCUCUUUGGAAAUGAAGAUCAAGAUAAUCUAGACUAUGGUAUUCCCCAUUCCCAUGUAUGGAUGUGAAAGUUGGAUAGUAAAGAAAGCUGACAGGAAAAAAAUUGAUUCAUUUGAAAUGUGGUGCUGGAGGAAAAUUUUGCGGAUACCAUGGUCAGCCAAAAAGACAAAUAAGUGGGUUCUAGAUCAAAUUAAGCCAGAAUUCUCCCUAGAAGCUAAAAUGACAAAAGUAAGGCUAUCGUACUUUGGUCACAUCAUGAGAAGAUUCUCUGGAAAAGUCAAUAAUACUAGGAAAAGUGGAAGGCGGCAGUAAAAGAGGAAGACCUAAAACAAGAUGGCUUGACUCAAUCAAAGAAGCCAUGUCCUCCAGUUUGCAGGAUCUGAGUAGGUCUGUUAGAGAGAGAACGUUUUGGAGGUCUUUCAUUCAUAGGGUCGCCAUAGGUCGGAGACGACUUGACGGCACAUAACACACGCACGCUGCAGUCACUCCACUGCUGUCAGUUACCAGGCUCAGUUCAAAGUAUUGUCUGUCACAUUCAAAGCUCUUCACAGCCUUGGCCCCUCAGCUCUGUGUGACUGCCCCUCUCCUUCUGCUCCGCCAUGUCAGAUUCGCUCAUCUGAACAGGGCCUUUUAUAGAUACCUCCCUGCAGUUGGACUAAAUCAACAGCUGCCCAGACACAUGCUUUCUCUGUGGUGGCCCAUGCCCUAUGGAGCGGCCUGACUGAGGUCAGGAGAGCUCCCACUCUCCUGGCUUUCUGUAAAUGAUGCAAAACAGAAUUACUCAAGAGGGCUUUCUACUCAGACAGGAGGGCUGUAUUGUAAGAAGAUGAUCUCAAAGAGAGGCUUCGGAAAAGAGACAGGGACCAUAGACUUCACUCCUAUGUACUCUCUGUUGCCUUAUGUACUCUCUGUUGCUUUUAGGAGGAUCCUACUAGGUAGUCCCGUGGUGUUUAAUAUGUUGGUCUUAGAUUUGCUUAACAUCUGUUCCAGCAUUUUCUUCUACUCUGUAUUGGAUUAUUGCUGAUCUUACAUCUUUGCAAAUUCACAUUUAUAUACCCUGUGGCAUUGUUUAUUGAAAUGUCCUUGGAUAUUGACUGUAAUAAUCUCACACUAUGUAAUCCGCCUUGAGUCUCAAGGAGAAAGGCAGGUGAUAAAUGGCAUAAAUAAAUCACCUGCUGCCUGGUCCAUCUAAUUUUCAAAUUCAAUAACAAGAGCACUCAACCAAUGCAGCCCCCAGUAUACAGCAACAAGGAAGAAAAAAAGGGGGGGCUGUGGGGGGAAAGUCCCCACAAACUCAACCCAAACAAGCAGGGGAACAAAACAGAGGGGUUAAGUUACAAC